Adelges cooleyi (spruce gall adelgid) is the source of this 2362-nucleotide messenger RNA. Its product is annotated as protein FAM114A2. Lineage: Eukaryota; Metazoa; Arthropoda; Insecta; Hemiptera; Adelgidae. Bases 128 to 1711 code for a protein of 527 amino acids. The record is from RefSeq and is a predicted model, not a curated record. The transcript has 8 exons.
UUUAUUAUUCGUGCAUUAUUUUUUUAUAAUGACGUGUUUUUCAGUGGUCUUGACGAUUAUAAAACGGUAAACACAAUUUAUUAUAAAACAUAAUACGACUGAAUACUGGUUCAUACAUUCAACAGCAAUGUCGGAUUCGGAUGGGGAAUUCGAGAGUGCGGACGAGGACAUCAAAGGCAACCAAGGAUGGGAAGUGGAAAGCGAUUUGGAUUUGUCAGACAACGAAACAUCUGUAAAGAAUGUAAAUGUGGUAAAAAAUAUACCCGAACACGGUGAUCCUUCAAACGAAAAACAACAAGAGAACUGUAGUGAAGAAAGUUCGAUACAAACUGCGGAAAAUAUUCCACCCCGUUUAGAAAAAUUUGACAGUUCUAAUGAGAAGAGCAAUCAUGCAAAGUCUGAACAACCUAGUUCUCCUGCCCAAAUAGAAAAACUCUCAUCUCAAAUUAAUAAACUAACCGUGGACGAAAGUAGUAACUCAUCUCAACAACCGCCUGACAACCAAAACCGAGAUUCCGAAAAUGAGCCAAAGGCCACCAGUGUCGGAAGUUCACAAAACUCUGGUGGUUGGGGAGGAUGGUCGAGUAGUUGGAGUGUCAACUCCAUCAUAUCAACUGCAAGCGCUCUGACUAAUCAAGUGUCUCAAGGAUUAACUAAUGUGAUCGAUGCCAGCAUUGGGGCACCGGCUCCUGAAGAAUUAGCAUCUGUCGAUAGAGCGACAACAAAGACUGGUAUUAAUUCUAAAAGUGAUGAACACGUCGAAAAUUCUUCAGAAUCUAUUUUGGGCGCAAAUUACUUUUUGAAUAAUGUAAGUCAAUUCACAAAAAUUGUCGAGUCAACUGGUUCCAAAAUCAUUACUGGCGGUUUGGAUACCUUGGAAACGGUCGGCAAAAAAACUCUGGAAGUACUUCAAGAAGGAGAUCCAGGAUUACGAAAGAAGCGAGCUCUGUUUUUCCAAAACAGCGAAAAAAUCAAUCUAUCUCAGGUUUUACAAGAAGCUAAAGAAAAAGCUGAAAUUGAAUCGAAACACAACAACCAAGAAAAUGAAAUAGUCAAGGGAUACGCUUAUAUGUUUGAUCAGUUUCAAGGUUUAAUUCAUUUGGAGAGCUUAGAAUUGAUAUCCAAACAGUGUCAAAUGAAAUUGCAAACAGUUUUGUUGACUUACUCGGGUUCAAAGUUAACCGAUAUUCAAGACGAACUAGAACACAUCAAAGAACUUUGUUACCUUGAAUGCGACGACGACGAGAAACUAAUGGACAGCAAAGAAUUUCAAGACGCUUUAUCGCGUUGUACCGGUCAAUUUAAUUUCGACAUAAAAACAAACAAAAUAAUUAGGGUAAGUGAAAAAAUAGAAGAAAAAUCAUGUACAAAAGAUUCGGUGGAUAGCGUUCACGACGACGCUAUCGCCGCAUUAGCUGAAUUAACUGCAACGGCUAUGGAAGUAUUUUAUAAAUUGGGAGAAAUGUUGAUGAUCGACACAGAAAAGCAACAAGUUUCGCAAAAGGCGGAAGCUCUCACUCUCCUCAACGAAGCCAUUUGCUGUCGAAUUCGUUCCGUCGCCUACAACUAUGCGUGUUUGCUUACAAAACUCGACGCAGCCAGUACUUCCAACCAAAUAAGCGAUAUUUACCUCGAAUCUUCAAAUAGCAGUUCUUACAUUCAAGACGCUGCACAAUUAUUGACUCCGAUUCUACAACUAUACGUGAUCUAAUUCAACGCGGUCUUAAGUAAAAUACAAAAAAAAUGUAUUUAUUGUCCUAUAAGAAUGUGUGUUAAGCACAUAUUUUACCCUUUUUUAAAUAGUUUGCUUCGACAAUUUUUUUUAUGUAAAAUGUGUUUAAUACAAAACUUCAUACAUAAUAAUAUGUGUAGUUGUACUUUUACUUCCAUUUCAUUAUUGUUUUUGUAUCACUUUUAUAAUAUACCAGUCAUAAAUAAGAAAUGAACAGGAAGUUUUAAAAUAAAAUAUACUCAUUCGAUAAUAUUUUGUAAAAACUGUUAAUUUGUUUAUUAAAAAAAAACAUAUAAAAACAUUUGUAUUAAUGAACCUGAAUAGCUUCAAAAUCCUGGUCAGCACAAAUCGCCUGAAAUAAUUUUAAUAGCACACCAUAAAUGGGACAAAUAGGAACGCAACCAGAAAAACAUAUUUGAAUUAUUCUAGCAUUAAAAAUGUAAUCGUUUUGGUUCAUCCGAUAAAUGGUAAAUAUAACAAAAUAGUAGAAAAACACAUAUUGUUAAAAUUAAAGCACAUAAAAAAAAAAACAAAAUAUCUUUUUCUAGCUCGUUCCUAUUUAUCCCGUUUUUAUUUAUCCCAUUUUACGAUAAUGAUUGUUUUAAUUUGUCCAAAGCAUUUAAAUUAUAU